GCGGGGAGAACCAGAUGGGCGGCAGAACCUCCGGACGGUGUAAACACUUCAUCUUUCAUUCAAUCCGGACCCCGCAAAAACCGCACACUUCUUGCUCGCUUUGACUCUUCAGAUUAAUAUCUUCUUUGAGACGGCUUUUGUUCGCACUUGAAGACUCCGGUCUGGUUAUUCGUCUCAUAUUACACACCUCCAAGCGGCAAAGCGGGCACGAUCUCCUACCUACCCUUGCCUCUCGCCUCUCUCCACCCCUCCCUCCUCCUCGUACCUGAACAGCGAAACGAUCGAGAUAUAUACGAGUCCUUCAUCCACCAUGAGCAAUACCGAUUUCCUUGGGCGGGCAAUCGACACUGUCAAGAAGGCCAUCGAGAAUGACAAUGAGGGCGAGUACGAGAAAGCUUAUCAAACCUACUACUCCGCACUGGAGCUGUUCAUGCUCGCCUUGAAAUGGGAGAAAAACCCAAAGUCCAAGGAGAUGAUCCGCGCAAAAACAGGCGAGUAUAUGGAUCGUGCAGAGAAACUCAAGAAUCACCUGGCUCAAUCGGACGGGCAACAAAAACCGAGUGCUGUGGGCGCGAAUGGGAAAGUGGCGCAAGGAAGUGGGAAGGGCGGGGAAAAAGAUGACGAUAACGAAGACGCCGAUUCCAAGAAGCUACGGUCAGCGCUGGCCGGUGCCAUUUUGACGGACAAGCCCAAUGUACAGUGGGAGGAUGUUGCAGGUCUCGAGAGUGCAAAGGAGGCCCUGAAGGAGGCUGUCAUUUUGCCCAUCAAGUUCCCGCAUCUGUUUACUGGAAAGCGACAACCAUGGAAGGGUAUCCUGCUCUACGGACCUCCAGGUACCGGAAAGUCGUAUCUCGCCAAAGCCGUCGCGACGGAAGCAAACAGUACCUUCUUCAGUGUCAGCAGCAGUGACCUGGUAUCAAAGUGGAUGGGUGAAAGUGAACGACUUGUGAAGCAGCUCUUCAACAUGGCUCGGGAGAACAAACCGGCUAUUAUUUUCAUUGACGAAGUUGAUGCGCUUUGCGGACCCCGUGGCGAGGGAGAAUCAGAGGCUUCUCGCCGUAUCAAGACCGAAUUACUGGUCCAGAUGGACGGUGUGGGCAAAGACUCCAAGGGUGUCCUAAUUCUGGGCGCAACGAAUAUUCCGUGGCAGCUUGAUGCGGCCAUUCGUCGCAGAUUCCAAAGAAGAGUACACAUCAGUCUUCCUGAUCUUAAUGCACGGAUGAAGAUGUUCGCGUUAGCUGUCGGCUCAACGCCAUGCGAAAUGACGCAGGCGGAUUAUAAGACGCUGGCUGAGAUGAGUGAGGGCUAUUCCGGCAGCGAUAUCAGUAUCGCUGUGCAGGAUGCUUUAAUGCAACCUAUUCGCAAGAUCCAAACUGCAACGCACUACAAGAAGGUCAUCCUCGAUGGCGCAGAGAAGGUCACUCCAUGCUCACCUGGAGACCAAGGUGCAACGGAGAUGUCCUGGGUCAAUGUCGAAGCGGACCAACUCCUCGAACCCACACUUAUACUCAAGGACUUUGUCAAGUCUGUCCGCAGCUCCAGACCAACAAUCAGUUAUGAAGACCUCAAGAGGAACGCGGAAUGGACCGAGGAAUUCGGUAGUGAAGGAGCAUGACGAAUUACAUUCCCUACGCCUCUUGUGGUUGUUAUAUGGCCUCGAGUUGAUGAAUUGCAUGAUUAUUGAUAUCACUGAUUUUUUAGACGUCUUUUCUUCCCCUCUGUCCCUCGUUUUCCACUUGAAAGCGAAUGAACGACCGUAACGGGCUACGUCCAUGUUUAUUUUAUUUUUUUUUUUUGUUUUU
Messenger RNA from Aspergillus glaucus CBS 516.65, 1802 nucleotides. RefSeq names its product AAA family ATPase VPS4. Lineage: Eukaryota; Fungi; Ascomycota; Eurotiomycetes; Eurotiales; Aspergillaceae. The record is from RefSeq and is a predicted model, not a curated record. The transcript is spliced from 4 exons. The coding region runs from base 311 to 1615 and encodes 434 amino acids. Gene Ontology annotation, biological process: vacuole organization; endosomal transport. Gene Ontology annotation, molecular function: ATP hydrolysis activity; ATP binding.